Molecule: messenger RNA, 180 nt
Organism: Paramecium octaurelia
Lineage: Eukaryota; Ciliophora; Oligohymenophorea; Peniculida; Parameciidae
Source: the annotation of a GenBank genome assembly
AUGAGAAGUAUAAGGGAAAUAAGUGAUGAUAUCUAAAAGUUAAUAAGAUUACUUGAAAAAAAAAUAAGGUUCAAUAAAGAAAUAGCUAUCAAAAACUACGUUAGAAAAUAUAAAAAACUAUUACAUGAAUUUAGAGAAAUAGAGAAAGUAGGUGAGUUAAAUAGGAACUGGCAAGAUUGA